Schistosoma haematobium is the source of this 3374-nucleotide messenger RNA. It is a transcript of the gene LAP-2, whose product is annotated as Cytosol aminopeptidase, catalytic domain. Gene Ontology annotation, molecular function: manganese ion binding; metalloaminopeptidase activity. The transcript has 10 exons. The record is from RefSeq and is a predicted model, not a curated record. NCBI's taxonomy places the organism in Eukaryota, Metazoa, Platyhelminthes, Trematoda, Strigeidida, Schistosomatidae. The coding region runs from base 39 to 1610 and encodes 523 amino acids. Gene Ontology annotation, biological process: proteolysis. Gene Ontology annotation, cellular component: cytoplasm.
UAUAAAUCCGUAGGAAUUAGGAAAAUUUGAUUAGAAUAAUGUCUACCAAUGUUGUUACUCCCGUGUACCCGGUAUCUUGUUUGACAGAUCCAUCAUAUGAUGCAGUUUUGUUACUGAAUGAUGAUAUUGAAAAUUUACCAAGAACUUUACAGCUGGCUUAUAAGUCCUUGAAGGAGUUCUGUGAGGUUAAUCCUAAGUUUUCAGAUGAAAUCAGUGUGAUUCCAUUCCCAGAACAUCCAUCAAAAAGAUUAAUUUUUAGUCCAACUGGUCGGUUAAAUACAGAUGAAGCGGACAUUCGUAGUGUGUAUGAUGCUGCUGUGAAUGGCAUGUUAAAGUUGUUAAACAUAGGUUGUAAAUCACCGCUAUUAUGUUGUGGAUCAUUCAUAUCAGCACCGAAAGAUUCUCAAUGGUCUGAACGUAAUUGUUUAUUACUAAAUGCUGUAUUGGGAGCAUAUCAUGCAUUGUACACACCUCUUGAGGUUCGUGAAAUGCUUCCUGAGAAAUUUCCUAAAGCUAUUCGAUUUGGGGUGAUGGAAGCUAAUGACUCCUUACUAGAUAUCGCUAAAGCUAUUGAAGAAGGACGAACAUUAGCACGAGAUAUUGGUGGUUCGGAUCCUGAACGAAUGGCAGCCCCAAAAAUUGCUGAAUACCUACAAAAUGCUUUAAAUGGUCUUAAAGGUGUUACAAUCACUGUCGAUAAGGUUGAUGCUAAGAAAUACCCAUUAAUGGCAGCGGUAAAUAGAGCAGCAUCAGUUGUACCUCGUCAUGAUGGGAGAGUUGUUCAUAUUGGUUAUAAACCGUCGAAUUCCAAAGAGAUCGAUACAUCAUUAUUUCUUGUCGGUAAAGGUAUCACUUAUGAUACUGGUGGAGCUGAUGUUAAAGCCGGUGGAAUUAUGGCUGGGAUGCAUCGAGAUAAAUGUGGUGCUGCAGCAAUAGCUGGUUUAAUGAAAACUAUUGGAUUACUGCAACCAGACGGUAUAAGUGUUUCAGCAGGUUUGGCAUUUGUGCGAAAUAGUGUUGGAGCUGAAUCAUAUGUUGCCGAUGAAAUAAUCAUUGCACGCUCUGGACAACGUGUACGUAUUGGUAAUACAGAUGCUGAAGGUAGAACGGUUAUGGCUGACUUAUUAUGUGAAGCAAAAGAAAAGGCACUCACAGCUAAGAAUCCAUUUAUAUUUACUAUAGCCACAUUAACUGGACAUUCUAUUCGAGCUUACAAAAACUUCACGGCUUUGAUGGACAAUGGUCCAGCACGAGUUAAAAAGGUAUCAUAUGAAUUACAAAAUUCUGGUGAUCUAAUCUCUGAUAUUGCCGAGAUUUCUACUAUUCGUAAAGAAGAUUAUGCUAUGAACAAGGCUAAAAGUGAAUAUGAAGACCUAGUACAGUGUAAUAAUGUGGCAAGCAGCGGUACACCACGAGGUCAUCAAAUGCCAGCGGCUUUUUUGGUUGUUGCUAGUGGCUUAAAUAAGCAUGGUCUUGAUGCCAAAGUGCAAAUUCCUUACACCAAUGUAGAUGUAGCCGGUAGUGCAGGUGAAAUUAACGUAACACCAACUGCUGCUCCUUUAAUGAUGUUUGCAAGACGAUAUAUUUUACCACGACUAAGUUUUAAGUAACAAUUUGACAAUUAUCCAAUUUCUUCAAUUAUUCUGAAUAUUCUAGUUUAGAUUUAUUCGAAUUUCGUUUAUAUCGCCUUUCUUGUGAUCAUAAAAUAAUGAUUUUUAAUGGUGUAGUUUUUCAAUGGGUAUUUUAUUGUUGAAAAUUGAACAAUGUAAUAAAAUACUGACAUAUUAGUAAUUUACAUUGGUUUUUAUUGCAAAUUACGGUAAAAUUACUUACUUACGACUGUUACUCCCAAUGGAGCAUAGGCCGCCAACCAGCAUUCUCCAACCCACUCUGUCCUGGGCCUUCCUUUCUAGUUCUAUCCAAUUCUUGUUCAUUCUUAUUUCUAUCUCCAUUUCUCGACGUAAUGUGUUCUUUGGUCUUCCUCUUUUUUUUGGCCCUCAGGAUUCCAUGCGAGGGCUUGUCUUGUGACGCAGUUGGGUGCGUUCUUCAAUGUAUGUCCUAUCCAUUUUCAGCAAUUCUUCCUGAUUUUUUCCUCCUCUGGGAUCUGGUUUGUUCUCUCUCAUAGUAGGUUGUUGCUGAUAGUGUCUGGCCAACGGGUCUGAAAGAUUUUGCGUAGACAGUUUUUAAUAAACACUUUCAUCUUCUGGAUGAUGGCUUUCGUAGUUGUCCAAGUUUCCACCCCAUACAGUAGAACUGUCUUGACAUUUGUAUUGAAAAUCCUGACCUUGGUGUUGGUUGACAGUUGCUUUGAGUUCCAGAUGUUCCUCAGUUGUGAAUAUGCUGCUCUUGCUUUACCGAUCCGCGCUUUCACAUCUGCAUCAGAUUCACCAUGUUCAUCAAUGAUGCUGCCCAGAUAUGUAAAGGUUUUUACAUCUUCCAAAUCUUCUCCGUCAAUUGUGAUUGGAUUGGUGCAUUCUGUGUUGUAUCGAAGAAUCCUGCUUUUCCCUUUGUGUAUAUUGAGACCUACUGCUGCUGAGGCUGCUGUCACACUGUUCGUCUUCUCCUGCAUCUGUUGUUGCGUUUGGGAUAGAAGGGCCAGAUCGUCUGCGAAGUCUAGAUCAUCCAACUGCAUCUUAGAUGUCCAUUGUAUCCCGCGCUUCCCUUCAGACGUUGACGUCUUCAUGAUCCAGUCGAUCACCAGGAGAAAGAGAAAGGGUGAGAGUAAACAACCUUGCCUAACACCGGUUUUCACUUCGAACGACUUUGUCAACUGUCCUCCAUGCACAAUUUUGCAGUGUAAUCCAUCAUAUGAGUUCUGUAUGAUAUUGACUAUGUUCUGAGGCACGCCGUAGUGUCGAAGAAGUUUCCAUAGUGUUGUUCUGUCCACGCUAUCAAAUGCCUUUUCGUAGUCAAUGAAGUUGAUGUAGAGUGAUGAAUUCCAUUCAAUUGAUUGUUCCACAAUGAUCCGUAGAGUUGUGAUUUUGUCUGUACACAACCGAUCCUUACGGAAUCCUGCCUGUCGGUCUCGAAGUUGAGAGUCUGCGGAGUCCUUCAUCCUGUUUAACAAUACCCUGUUGAAGACUUUUCCUGGUAUUGAGAGAAGAGUGAUGCCCCUGUAGUUAUCACACUUGCUCAGAUCGCCCUUCUUUGGUAUUUUGACCAGAAGUCCUUCUUUCCAGUCUGUUAGUACUUGUUCCUCAUCCCAAAUCUUAUUGAAGAGAAUGUGGAGUAUCCUUGCAGUUGCCGCUACGUCUGCUUUUAGUGCCUCUGCUGGGAUGUUGUCCGGUCCUGCUGCUUUGCCACUCUUGAUUUGUCUGAUGGCCAUGCUGAUUUCUUCAAUUGUUGGUGGGCCAACAUUGAUUGGGAGGUCCGUG